Messenger RNA from Aspergillus tanneri, 1347 nucleotides. Its product is annotated as ubiquitin-specific protease UBP14. The transcript has a single exon. The coding region runs from base 1 to 1347 and encodes 448 amino acids. Gene Ontology annotation, biological process: protein deubiquitination. NCBI's taxonomy places the organism in Eukaryota, Fungi, Ascomycota, Eurotiomycetes, Eurotiales, Aspergillaceae. Gene Ontology annotation, molecular function: cysteine-type deubiquitinase activity; protein binding. The record is from RefSeq and is a predicted model, not a curated record.
AUGACAACUGGGGAUGGCCACGAGCUUACCCCCGUCUUUGGACCAGGUUUCACGGGGUUGGCUAAUUUGGGGAAUAGCUGCUAUCUCUCGAGUGUCCUACAAUGUCUUUUUGACCUACCGGAAUUUCAGCGCAGGUAUUAUCGGGAAAAUGAUGAGCCGCCAUUUACUCCAACCCCGGCAGAAGAUCUUGAAACACAGAUAAGAAAGCUUGCUGAUGGCAUACUCUCUGGCCGUUAUUCUCUGCCUGACAAUACUGCCGUUGCAACACCUGAUUCACCCAAAGUCUCACAUCAGAGAAGCUUAGUGCCGACUAUGUUCAAACACCUUGUCGGUCGUGGCCACGAAGAAUUUUCCACUAUGAGGCAACAGGAUGCUUUCGAGUUUUUGCUUCACAUCUUUAAAACUAUUAAUUUGUCGAAACACCCGCAAGGAUUGGAGAACCCUAUCAAAUAUUUCAGUUUCGCUAUGGAGCAACGCAUUCAAUGCCUGUCCUGCAAGAGGGUUCGCUAUAAGGUGGAUGAACAAGACAACGUUUCUAUCCCUGUCCCUGCGCGUCGUUUGGCUCCACCAAACGAGCCAUCUGUCGGUCAGUUCGCACCAGUGGGGUUUUAUGAGUGCUUGGACGCUUUCACCGCUGAAGAGAAAGUCGAGCUUGUCUGUCCUUGUUGUGGCAGCGAGGAUGGCUUCAUUAAACGGUCUAAGUUCAGAUCACUGCCGCUGCAACUGGUCGUGAACGCUCGACGAUUUGAACUAAUCGACUGGGUCCCUACUAAGUUAGACAUCCCAGUGGAAGUGAGCGAAGGCUCAUUGGACUUUAGCACUUAUAUUUCCUCGGGCCAAAAGCCGGGUGAAGAGUUGCUCCCUGAUAUGGAUGAUUAUGCUGAAGUAUUCAUACCUAACGAGAUUGCUAUGGAUCAGCUCCUUGGUAUGGGAUUCCCUAGAGCAAGAUGUGAAAAGGCACUUCAUAUGACUGGCAAUUCCGAUUCAGAAGCUGCAUUGAAUUGGUUGUUCGCUCAUUUAGAGGACGAAGAUAUUGAUGAACCGAUUAGAAUUGGACAGGUAGGAAGUAUGUUGGAUUCACCACUCAAUGCUGGGAAGGUGGCACAGCUAGGUGAAAUGGGAAUUGAAGAAUCUCAUGCAAAAAAGGCAUUGGAAGCCACUGGGGGUGAUAUCGACAGGGCUCUUGAUUGGGUUUUUAGUCAUCCAAAUAAUGAUGAUGAUAGGAGCCGUCAACCCGACGCCGCUUCUAGCAACCAUCUGCGCAAUCUUGGUUUUGAGUCUACCCCAGCAAAUUAUCAGCUUCGUGCAAUUGUGUGUCACAAGGGCUCCUCAGUACACGCAGGGUAA